Molecule: messenger RNA, 1494 nt
Organism: Torulaspora delbrueckii
Lineage: Eukaryota; Fungi; Ascomycota; Saccharomycetes; Saccharomycetales; Saccharomycetaceae
Gene: RRN5
Product: Rrn5p
Exons: 1
Coding region: 1-1494 (497 amino acids)
Biological process (GO): nucleolar large rRNA transcription by RNA polymerase I; transcription initiation at RNA polymerase I promoter
Cellular component (GO): RNA polymerase I upstream activating factor complex
Molecular function (GO): RNA polymerase I general transcription initiation factor activity; rDNA binding
Source: RefSeq, a predicted model, not a curated record
AUGAGUAGUGGGAGAAAAGGUUAUGAUCUUCUUGCUGAUUAUUUUGACGUUUUCAAUGAAGAAGUACGGCAAUUUUUUGACCCAUUUGCAAGUAACGAUGGCUCUUUGAGAAGUUCCCGCGUUAAUAUGGACAGUAGAGUACGAUGGUUGCAGGACAACAUCGGCAUUCAGAAGAGUUAUGACGACUCAGAUAUAGAUUCUGAUGAGACGGUUGAUAGCGACGAUGAGAGUAGUUACGAGACAGCGGAAGAAUAUGAAGAGGAGAUUGAUAAAAGCGGCGGAAUUGAACCAUUAGGAACCUUUUGGAGCUCAUCAGAAAAGACUUUGUUUUUCCAUUGCCUAUCACGAUACUCAAUUCAUAGAUUAGAAGAAUGGCGAGAUCAAUUACCAGCCAAAUCGAAGUUCGAGAUAAUGGUUUACUAUAAAGUUUUACAGGACAAUUUGAACCUGCUCAAAAGGUCUGAUAUGAAGAGAUUUGGCGGCAUCUUGUCUAGGACAGAAUUGCCAAUUGCAUAUGAGAUGGACGAAUUCUUUAUUGAUUUUGAAGAAGAAAUGAGUGCCAGAAUUAGGUUAGAGGCUGACAAAAAAUACACAGAAGAGGAAGAAAGUGACGGCUUGAUAUCGCUCGAAAACUGGAAUAAAAGGUGGCUUCCCAUAUAUUCGAGAACUGCAAUCGAAGAACUUUCACCGGUGUGUAAGGAGCCAUUACCUUUUUCCCAGGAUGCUAUCGUGUUUCUAACUAAAUGUUGCAAGGAUUACACCAAGAGAGUCCUUACAUCUGCGUUACUGAAUGGCCUGGAAAAGGUGAGUGUGCCAACGGCGAUGUUUUGUGAAAAAGAAGACCUACCAAAUGAUGAUUUAACCGUCACGCAUGGCAAAUCUUCCAACCACUUCCCACGGAUUGUGACCAAAGAGACUAUCGCCAAUGCAGUUACUUUAUUGAAACAAGAAGGUUUCGAGACUCCCACACUAGGCGAAACAGUACUGCGAACAUUGGAGAAAUUUCAACUAAAAUAUCAAGAAAAAGGCAAACUCUUCAAGAACAAGCACGUAACGAUGUCGCUAGUAUCAUCCCUCAUUUCCAAUUUUCCUAUAGCCAAUACAACCGCUUAUCACGAUAAGGACGAAUCUCAUCGGGACCCACCGUUAGAUCUCAUUAUUGCUCAAAAACUACACAAGCUAAACGGAGGCCCUCCGCCUCGCAAGAAACAGCGACUCGCCGGUGCAACGCGCAGGUUCCCCGAAGAUGACACACUCGACAGAAUUGACAAUCCACUCGAGCUAGAUCUCUGCGAUUGGGAGACUCAACUCAUCGAUGCUGCAGACACGCGCAAGUCUCGCGUCUACCAGCACACCUUGCUUGCCUAUUUUAGCCGCAACACAGAACUAUUGGAUCUCAAAACACUCACCACAGACCUUGAUAUGGCAUCCAGCUGUCCAGUACCGUCCUUGACCUCCAGUAUGGUAAACCGAUACUUGCACACUAACACGUGA